GAGAAUAAAGGAGCAACCGCUUUGAGCUUCUAGGUGACUCCAGAGAACACGAACACGAACACAGUAACGAGGAAGGAGGAGGAAGUACUAGAAGUUGACAUGCAAUAUCUGGAAAACACUAGAAAAGGCUGCCACGUCAAAGAUAUUUGACACGUGUAUGCUAUGCUCCCUUCAGUUGGAACUCAAACAGGAAAAGCAGCGGCUGCAAAGUUCAUCAUCCUACCCUACUUGCUUAUUAUAGUAUUACCAACAUCUUCUCAAUCUUGUAUCACUUUUUGUCCAGCGUCUUCGAGACUCCGAAGAAAUUGAGUAAAGAAUGGAAUCAAGAUUAGCGGCCACCGCAAGGGUGAGUUUCCGGGCAUUUUCCGGCAGCGUGUCUCGCCACCAAUUUCUGCCAAGGGGACUGGCGACGGCCUUCAUCCCAACUCGUCACAUCGCUGACCCUGCCAUUCACUCCUCCGAAGCCUCUGAUAUUCAUGGUACGACGGCCCUCCCAACUCGUCGAGUUGCUGACCCUGCCGUUCACUCCGAAGCUCAUGAAAGGAGUGAUGCAGAGGAAGCCAUAACAGCUCAGAAGCAAACAGAGCACAAACACAUCAAAGAAAACGACCCAUUUGCCACCGUAAAACCACCAUACGCAUCAUCUCCAAAACUAGAGAGCACAGGGGUGAACCAACCCAUAGACCCCAUCAUACAACAAAAGCGCCGCCAAACGACCACCAUAGGCAGAGCACCCGUCGAGGAUGUAAGCUGCACAGGCCUCGACGGCACGCCAUGGCCAGAAGAAGAGAAAGAAGAUAGGCGGAGACAAGAGGGAGAGUACAAGGAAUAUAACAGUCAUCACAAGGCGUCACCGUUGUCGGAGAUUGAGGUGGUGGACACCAGGAAGCCCAUCACGAGGGCAACUGAUGGGACGGCUGAUUCACAUGCAGAUUUCUUGAAUGCUAGUGAUGAGGUGGUUUUGUGGAGGGAGGAGCAAUUGGAUACGGCGGAGGACUCGCUGAGGAGGGCUAUGGAGAUGUGGAAACAGUCUGAGAUUAGGGGUAUUCCUGAUUCUCCACAUGGAAGGGUUCUCAGAGCGCUUCGCGGUGAGGAUUGGUGAAUUUAAUGUUUGUUGUAAUUUUCUGGGGGUUUUGUACUAUUUUCUGUGUAGUUUGAAAUAUGAUGUUACAAAUUUUGUUGCAUUUUUCAAUUUUUUUCUUUUCUUGUUUUGUGGAACGAAAAAAUAAGCAUAAAGCUUGGUAGUUCGAAAAAACAUUGGCUCGAAUGGCUUAAGUAUCCAAAAUGACAUCGUUUUGGGUAUUUUUUUU
Camellia sinensis is the source of this 1310-nucleotide messenger RNA. Its product is annotated as GATA transcription factor-like protein. The record is from RefSeq and is a predicted model, not a curated record. Lineage: Eukaryota; Viridiplantae; Streptophyta; Magnoliopsida; Ericales; Theaceae.